CGUGAGCACUCAGCUGUGCUGCUAAACCUCUCCAAAGAUGGCGUCCGGAGCCAGGCUGUGGGGGACUGGGGGACACUAGGAGUGCGGGGUAAUGACACCUCCCUGAGGACCCCCGGGCUGAGGUGAAGCCCACUUGAGACCAUGUGGAAAUGGUAUAAUGCUGAUGGCACCCAGCCUGCUGGAGAUAUUCCUGACAGUCAGGCACAUGCUGGCACCAUGUCGGUUUCAGAUCUGACUGAGCAGCUGGCGCAGACAGAGCAGCUGGUGGUUCAACUGAAAGAACUUAUCCGAGAAAAGGAUAACGAGUUGCGCCUGAAGGAUCAGCAGUUAAAGGAAGAAAAGGAAUCCUCUGAAGCCAAGGUAUCCAAAGCAAAGCUCCAAAAUAAAGCCAAGAUCGCCUCGCUGUCAUCUCAGCUGGAAGAACUGAAGAAGGUAGCGUCGCCCAAAAAGCAGGAAAAGAAAUCUGAGCAUGGAAAGGCUUCUGGAGAUGGGGAGCCGGAGAACGCAUCUGCAAACAGAGGCAAAAUUCUUGUACUAAAAAGACGCGUGGAGGAACUGGAGUCCCAGUUGUCUCUUAAAAAUGAAGAACUCAAGAAAAAGCUGGAGACACAACGUCAGCGAGGCUCUGAGAUGGACGCCAUGCUUGCUGAGAAAGAAAAGAAAUUGGCAGAAAAAGAGGCCUACAUCAUUGAACUUCAAAUAUCUGCUGGAAAAAGUGUCCCUAAGGAGACCGAGAACUCUGCAGACAAUUUAAAGAACCAGAAAGAUUCAGCAAACCAGGACCUCCAGAUUCUGAUCCAGAACCUUACCAGAAAGGUGGGUGAAAGUGAAGAGAGAUGUAGUCUUCUCCAGGAGCAGACCGAGAGCCUAAAAAGCCUUCUCAACAAGGAAAAAAAGGACUUCCAAGAAAAGGAGGCAAUGUACGCAGAAAAUAUACGGGUUUACCAAAACAUGAUCUUGGAAAAGGAGAAAGACAUGAAGGAACUCUCUGAGAAACACGAGCAGGAACUCUUUAAAUUGGCAGCAAAAUCUGACGCCACCGCAGAUCUCCAUCAGUUGCUAAAGGCCUUAAAACAGAAACUGCACGAGGAGGAAGAGGUAUUACUGGGAAAGAACCAAGUGAUUGACGUGCUGCAGAAAGAAUUGGACAACAAGGAUCAGCAGUUUACAGAAAUAAAUGAAAAGUAUAAGCGCGUUCAGUCUGAGAAAGAGAACCUGCAGUCAAAACUAGAUGCUGAGAAGCAUGUGAUGAGGGCACAGCUGAAAGAUAUGAUGGAUAAACACGAAACGGAACUGCGACGACUUUCUGAUAAGCACAGCACUGAGAUACAGGACAUCCAGGAGAAACACGAGGUAGAAAUCCAGGAGAAAAGCCAAACCGUGUUACAAUUACAGAAACAACUUCGAGAUCUGGGGAACAGCAAAGAAAACCAAGUGGAACCCACAGAAGUUGCCUCCCCCGCAGUCGUUAAAUUAAAAGAUGAAGUGAAAUUGAAGACCGAAGAGGCAAGUAAAUCUGAAGCUAAAUUCCUUAAACUGAAGGCAUGGUCAAAGUCCAAAAUCAGACAGUUGGAAGAAGAACUUAAAAUUUCGGAAACUAAAAAUCGCGACCUUGAACUGCUGAAAAAUAAAAUCUUUGAACUUGAAGAGGACAAAAGGAACAUGGAGGACAAGCUGGAGUCUGUAACGGAACUGCAGACACUUAAUGAGCAACUACUGGCGAAACUUGUUAUCUACGAGGAGCAACAGAGAAAGCUCCAAGCAGAUCUUGAGCAAGUUACAAAGAGGGCAGACUCACAGACGAGCGAGUCGGGCAGUGUGGAUGAGUUACAGAGUCAGAUGCUGGAAUGGCAGGACAUGAACAUGGAAACUGAACCAACCCAACAUCAUGACCCAGAAGAAAAGUCUGUUUUAGCCAUGAGGAUGGUGCAGAUCGAAGAGGAAAGAGAAGCCAUGGACUCAGGGCAGCAGGAGCUGGAGGAGGAACUGAGCACAGCCCGCGGGAUGGGCAAACUACGGCAAGCAAGAAGGAAAGUCCGAAGAGGAAGUGCGAAGCUGCAGGACGAAUAUGAGUAUAACAACAAAAGCUUUGAAGAUGAGAAUCUGACUCUUGACAGCAUUGAAUCGGCUGAGGGGGAGAACAUGGGAGGUUGGUGGCCUGAGUACAGUUCUCCUAAUUCAGGUUUACGCACCGUUGUGGAAGAGCUGGAAUUGGAGCGAAACCAACUGCAGGAGCAGAUUAUGGGUUUGGAAGAACGCUGCCAGGAAUUGGAGGACAAACUACAGCUACAGGCUAGAAUAGAGUCCCUCCGGAAUGAAAACGAGCGAUUGCAGACACAGCUUGGACAGUUCCGUCACCAGCAGAGCCGGGAAUCUGAGAAGAGCCAGGAUCUUAUAAUGAACUUGAAUGAGCAAGUCAAAGGUUUAACAGAUAGAAACAUGUUUCUUAAAACCGCAAUUGAGGAAAAGGAUCAGAUAAUGAGGGAAAUGGCGUCAAAACUGGAGCAACUGAAAUUGAUUGAAAAUACUGUACAGCAAAAGGAACUUUUACACAAAGAGAUCUGUGAGAAGCUGGAGCAUAGCGAGCAACAGCGUGAAGAAGCCACAAAGAAACGGACUGAUUCAGAAACUGAACUUUCAGCACUCAAGGUGUCCAACAGUGAACUUACAGAGAAGGUGUCAGCCUUUAAAGAGAUGGUGUCAAGACAAGAAUCAUGUUUGCAGAAGAUGCAGCUGGACCUUGACCAGACAAAUGAGGAGCUUGAUCGACUUAACACAAGUCACUUGGAGGAACGAUCACAGCUAAUUCAUGAUCUACAGCGAUGUGAGAGAGACAUGGACAUCCUGAAGGACGUUUUACAAGAGAAGGACAAGGAAAUGGCAUCCCUCACUGCCAGUCUGACUGAAUACACAGAGCAAAUUUCUGUUUUAAAAGACCAGAUUCAUUUCAAAGAGGAGCAAUUGAGAGAAAUGGCUGACACUCUUGUCAAGGCGGAGAGGGAAAGUCACAUUUUACGAGAAACGCAAAGCUCAGAUAUGCAAGAAACAAGUGCCAAAAUGUCCUCCCUCAGUGAGCAACUGAAUGAAAUAAACAUGGAAUUGACGAACGUGAAAUCUCUAAAUGAAUGUAAGACUAAGGAGGCAGAUGAGUUAAUUAGACAAAUCAGUGAGAACAAUAUAACAAUUAAAAACCUUCGUUUAGAGCUUCAGGCGCAGUCCGUUACACACAAUAAUCAUGUUACAGAGUGUUCAUCCCAAAUUACAUCAUUAAAGGAACAGCUUAAUGCAUCUGUUGCAAAACUCGACGAGACGGAAAUGAAAUAUAGAAAGGAAAUUGAAAACUUGAAGUCGCAAUUAGAGAAAGACAGCUCUGAACGAGAGACAAUAGCAGGUUUGUUGGAAGAAAAAAGCAAUAAAGAAAAGUGUUUUGAAAAUGAAUUGAAGUUGGCCAAAGAACAAUACAACAAACUAAUUUCUGGAAUAUCGAAAAAAGAUGAAGAAAUCGAAAAACUGUCAAAAGAAGUAGCGGAACAAAAGGAGCAUUGUGAGAAGUUAAACCGAGAACUGCAAACCAAAGAGGAACAUUUAUCAUCUUUACAACAAACCUCGGAAAAUGUUUUACGGGACAGUGAGGAGAAGCUGAAAACCCUGCAGGAGAAGAACCAAGAAUUUCAGAGCCAACUUUGCGAGAAAAAUGAAAUGAUUCAUACGUUUGAGGCAGAGAAAAAUGAGCUCUAUGCAAAAUAUACAGGUCUAGAACGGACUCUCGCAGCAAGAGAUCAAACCUUAAGUGCCCAGUUAAAUUCGGUUGAGGAAUUAAAAAGAAAAGUUGAAGAACUGGAGAACCACAACAAAGGUUUGUGUAGCCAGCAAGAACAUGUAGCGGAGACACUGCAUCAGAAAGAGUCAGAGGUGUUCUCUUUGAACCAGACACUACUAGAUCUUCAAAAUAAAGUGACUCACACAGAGAAGUUACUGACUGACGAGCAGACAACCGUGUCUAAGCUCCUCGCUGAUAAAGAUGAAUUGCUGGCUAAAGUGGAUAGUAUUUCUGCCCAAUGUGUGCUGAAUGACAGUGUUGUUGCUGCACAAUUAGAGGAGAAAGCAAAGGAGUGCCUUAGUGUAAAGGAACAGUUAAUAAAAGAGCAGGAAUUGUCUCAGAGGAUGGAAACCCAGGUACGUUCUUUAGAGAAGGAGCUAAAGGAAGCACAGAGGUUUGUAGAGGAGAAAGAUGAUGCACUUCAAGCAAAGAUGUCUGAAUGUAACUUUGUUUGUGAGGCUCUCACCCAGAACCAAGAGAAAAAUAUGCAGCUUUUAAAGCAAGUUGAAGAACUGAAUCGAGAUAUAGAAAGCAGAAAGCUCGCUUUACACGAAAAGGAUGUUUUCAUUAACAUGCAGCGUGUAGAAACCGAGGCGGCAAAAAACAACUUUGAGAAGUUACAAAGUGAAGAACAAGAACUGAGAGAGAAAUAUGUAAAUGUUUCAAAGAACUUGGAACAGUUGAAUGUUACAAUUCAAAUGCUGCAACAGGAGCUUUGUCAUAAAACCGAAGAAAAUGCUACAUUAAGCACAAUUGCAGAAAACCGUAGUAAAGAAAUCGAGAAAUUAAGAAUAGAAAAAGAUGAGGCAUUGAUCUCCUUGUCUAAUACGAAAACCCGUUGUGAGAGCCUCCAAUCACAAGUAGAUAAGACCCAAUCCAAGGCGUAUUCAUUAAAGCAACAGUUAGACACCUUACAGCUAGAAAAUGAAAAGCUCGGUUCCAAUCUUGAGGUGACCAGUACAGCUUUGGCUAAGAAGACUGAAGAAAUCACUCUUUUGAGUUUGCAUUUAUCUCAGCAGGGUCACACAAUUCUCUCUUUGAACGAUCAAAUCGAUACCAUACGUAUGGAGAAGCAAGCACUUUUCCAUAGUGUGGAAGAAAAAGACGCCCUUCUUUUUCAGAAGGAAGAGUUGAUUAAACAAACAGAGAAGCAGUUAGAAGGUGAAGGCCAUUACCUACAGCAGAUUUCCAAGCUCCAGAAUGAGUUACAAAGCGCUAUCUCUGAGCGUACAUUGCAGCAGCAGACAACCGAAGAGCAAGAGGCACAGUUGAAGAAGCUUGUUCAAGAAGUGAAACUAUACAAAGACAAAAGUGAGGAAGCAGAGUUGCUUCGAACUCAGUUGUCUGACCAUAUGGAGGUCAUUUCUAACCUUCAUUCUCAGAUCCAAAAUCUCAGGGAUAAUAUUGAAGAAUUAAACGUCACUUUAACAAAGAAAGAGGACUCCCUUAAAGAGAAAGAUGGUAGUUAUAUGAAAUUAAAGGCUCGGCUUGCCGGAGUUAAGAAUUCUCUAGGACAGCAAAAAAGUCAGGUUGAAAACUUGAUAUCGGAAAACAACCAGUAUAAGGCGGAUCUGUUGGAAAAGGAUGGGACGUUGAAAAAUUCAUUGUUGGCGUACGAAGACCUGAAACAAAAAUUUCAGAAUAAAGAGAAGCAAUGUGAAACCUUAAUACAACAAGCAGCCUCCAUAGAAGAAAUAAAUAGCCGUCAAACUCGUGAGAUAAAUGAAUUAAAAACAUUGAUUAGGGAAACGGAAACCUCGCUUUUAAAUAAGGAAGCUUUGAUAAAAUCCCAAUUAGAAGAGAAAAUUGCACUUUUGCAUAGUGUGGAAGAGAAAGACACCCUUCUUUUUCAGAAGGAAGAGCUGAUUAAACAAACAGAGAAACGGUUAGAAGGGGAAGGCUAUUACCUACAGCAGAUUUCCAAGCUCCAGAAUGAGUUACAAGGCGCGAUCUCUGAGCGUACAUUGCAGCAGCAGACAACCGAAGAGCAAGAGGCACAGUUGAAGAAGCUUGUUCAAGAAGUGAAACUAUACAAAGACAAAAGCGAGGAAGCAGAGUUGCUUCGAACUCAGUUCUCUGACCAUAUGGAGGUCAUUUCUAACCUUCAUUCUCAGAUCCAAAAUCUCAGGGAUAAUAUAGAAGAAUUAAACGUCACUUUAACAAAGAAAGAGGACUCCCUUAAAGAGAAAGAUGGUAGUUAUAUGAAAUUAAAGGCUCGGCUUGCUGGAGUUAAGAAUUCUAUAAAAGAGCAAAAAGGUCAGGUUGAAAACUUGAUAUCGGAAAACAACCAGUAUAAGGCGGAUCUGUUGGAAAAGGAUAGGACGUUGAAAAAUUCAUUGUUGGCGUACGAAGACCUGAAACAAAAAUUUCAGAAUAAAGAGGAGCAAUGUGAAACCUUAAUACAACAGGCAGCCUUCAUAGAAGAAAUAAAUAGCCGUCAAACUCGUGAGAUAAAUGAAUUAAAAACAUUGAUUAGGGAAACGGAAACCUCGCUUUUAAAUAAGGAAGCUUUGAUAAAAUCCCAAUUAGAAGAGAAAAUUGCACUUUUGCAUAGUGUGGAAGAGAAAGACACCCUUCUUUUUCAGAAGGAAGAGCUGAUUAAACAAACAGAGAAGCAGUUAGAAGGGGAAGGCAAUUACCUACAGCAGAUUUCCAAGCUCCAGAAUGAGUUACAAAGCGCUAUCUCUGAGCGUACAUUGCAGCAGCAGACAACCGAAGAGCAAGAGGCACAGUUGAAGAAGCUUGUUCAAGAAGUGAAACUAUACAAAGACAAAAGCGAGGAAGCAGAGUUGCUUCGAACUCAGUUGUCUGACCUGAAACUAAAGUUUCAAAAUAAAGAAGAGCAAUGUGAAACCUUAAUACAACAGGCAGCCUCCAUAGAAGAAUUAAAUAGCAGUCAAACUCAUGAGAUAAAUGAAUUAAAAACAUUGAUUAAAGAAAGCGAAACCUCCCUAUUAAAUAAAGAAGUUUUGAUAAAGUCCCAAUUAGAAGAGAAAAGCACAUUGGUUUCCAGUCUCCAGGCUAGAGUGACGGAACUCUCUAAUAAAUUAAAAGAUCUUGAGCAGUUGUGUACAGACCAGGACAACACAAUACAAAAUCUGCAAGAAAAGUACGCAACGAUGUACGAACAAAAACGUGCACUUGAACUGUCACUUGUCAACAAGGAGGAAGAAAUUGCUGAAAUGCAUAAGGUUUCAGAUGAAAAAGAUGCUCGUCUUCAAGCAACCGACCAUAAUGUACAAGCACUUACUAAUGAAAGUAAUCGUCUGAGAGAGGAACUUGACAGAAGUGCCACUAACUUCAAAAAUCUAUCUGAUGCUCUGAAUGAGAACGCAGAUUCAAUGACUCAAAGUCAACAUUCAGUAAAACUUCUAAAGACUGAACUAGAAUCGCUGAACACGGAAUACCAGAGGUCUCUAACUCAUCUUCGUGAAUUAACUCAGGAGAAGGAGCAGAAAGAAUUGGUAAUCCUAAAUCUUCAGGAAACCUGCAGCUCUCAAAGCCAUCAAAUUGAAAACCUGAAGACUGAGGUAGAGAAUUUGAAUUCCUCAUGUUUACAAGUUAAGAGUAAUGCAGCACUACAAAAUGAACAGCUUCAGUUGCAAUGUGAGUCCUUGAAGUGCGAAUUUGAAAAAGAUUUCAAAGCUUUACAGGAGGAAAAGGCAUCAUCCUUGUCUAGUCUCCAAAAACAGUUAACGGAAAAGACAGAACUUGUUGAAGAUCUUAAAGAACAAUUUGCCCACCAUGCUCGAGAGUCUGAAGCACAAAUGCACUCUGAAGCCCUUCAAAUGAAGAACGAAAAUCAUGAUCUUCGUAAGCAGGUUAGUGGACAUGUUGAAGAGAUCUGUGCUUUGAAAGGGAAAAUAGAAAUUCUAGAUCGCAAUAUUGCUGAACUGCAGCACAAAUCAGAAAGUGUUAACGAGCAAAAUAUCAGUCUAGCAAACAAAAUACAAAGUAAGGAGAAUGCGCUACAGGUUUUGAUUAAAGACCUACGUUUUGUAGAAGAGCAGUUAAGUGUGUUGUGUAGUGAGAGUUUCACAGAAUAUUCUUCCCUUGACGAUCAGUCUGAAUACGAAAGCAAACUAGAGAAGCUUUCGUCAAUGCUUUGUGUAGUUUCAAACUACAAAGCCAGCAUGGCAGAGUUACAGUUAAAACUUGAAGAGAAAGAUCGGGAGAUUGGUGAAAAGUCUCAUUCGUUGCUAGCACUCGGGAAAGAAAGAGACCUUUUGCAAGUUGAUCUUCAAAAGCUGAAAGCAGAAAUAUCAACAAGAGACACUUUAAUGGAAGAAUUAACACCUCUCAAAGUUGCAAACGAUCUUCAGCGUUGUGCCUUGCAAGAAAAAGAUGAAAGGUUAGAAAAUUUGAGCAUGCUUAUCACUGAGCUCCAGAAGGAAGUAGCUUUGUCAAAGAACGAGAUCCAGAAAAAGCACCUGGUGCUAGACGAAGAGAGUCGUAAGGUUCUUGAACUAACUGAGGAUGCCAAGAAAACAGAUUUGCAGGUACAAACUCUAAAUGUACAGCUAAAUCAUCAGAAAGAGCUAAUCACUGCCCUCAGUGAGCAGAUGAAGGAAAAGGAUGCAUCUCUUAUGCAGGUGAUGGAAUCUAUGUCUAAUGAAAUGGUUAGGUUUUCUGAGGAGAAAAACAGAUUGCACUUGGAAUGUCAGAAUCUGCAGUCUUCUAAUAGUUCCUUUGUAUUAAGAAUAGAGGAGCUGUUGGAGAAUCUGGAAGCUUCUAAAAUUGAACUAGACCUUUCUCAAAAAACACUGGCCGACAAGGAGAAUCUGUUAAGCACCUUAGCAAGUGAGAAAGCAAACCAGUUGGAGAAGUUUAGUAAAGAAAAGGAAAAUCUGAAAAGGAAGCUGCAGGCAGCGCUAGCUGUCAGAAAAGAUUUAAUGCACAAAAUUGAGAAACUGGAAAAGGAUAAAGAAGAUGACCUUUCCAGAGAACAACAUAAAAAGGUAGAAUUGGAGAAAAUGGUUGAGGAGUUGAAUUGUAAAUUAGAAACCAUGCAGAGUCAAAACUCAGAGCUCAAGUCAUUUGUCCAACUUAAUAAGCAAGAGCUUCAAGAAAGCGAUGUAAAGGUGUGUGAGUUGGGCAGAGUUAUUACUGAAAAGGAAGCUCAACUGGAAGAGCUUCUCAAGAAGGUACUUGAUUUGCAAGACACAAUCUCUCAGAAAGAAAAUAUGUGUGCAGAAUAUUCAAAAAUAAUUCUUGAGAAAGAACUUUACAUCACUAAAAUCCAAAAUUCCUUGGACCAAAAUCUAAAAUGUUUAGAAAAGGAAAGUCUGGAUGUGCUUGAAAAUCUCAAUUCUCAUCUCGACAUCACACCCAACAGAGUAGACAUCCAUCCAGAAGAGAAAGUUACAUCUGUCCCCAGUCUGAUUAAUAAUUCUGCUCAAGUAGAUCAUGUAAACUUGAAUCUGAAAAAUGGCGUGGGUAUUGUUUCCAAAUCUUUAUUCCAAAGCACAGAGAGUGUUGAUGCUACAAAUAAAGAUGAACAUCCAAUUGAUCUGGAAGAUCUUCGUAGCCGUGUUCAGGAAUUCGAACUCCUGAAAAUGGAGUAUGCAGAUUUACAAAAUAUUCACAAAGCUAAAUGCAAAGAGAAUGAACAGAUUACACUACAAAUUCACUCACUACAACUGCAAACACAGGAUCUCGAAGAGCAUCUUCUUGAAAACAGAAUGCAGAUGAGCGACAAAGAGCUUAAAUUAGAAGACCAGAGACAGAAACUUGAAGACCUCUCCCAGGAGAUGCAGAAAAUGGAGCAGUAUGAAAACAUUAUCUUUGAACUGAAGACAAGUGUACACAAUAAGGAUGACGAGCUUCUCCAUUUAAACUCUCAGUAUGUACAAUUGUUAAAUGAAAGCCGCUUGUUAAAGGAUGAAAUGCAAAAACUGUCUUCUGAGCUAGUAGGAAAACAUGAAGAGAUCUGUGGCAUGAAACGUGUCUUGAGCCAACUGGAUCAAUACAAAGUGGAAAAGGAAACUUUAACAACCGAGAUAACUCAGUUGCAGAAUAAAGUUGAGGCAUCUAGAACAGAAGUUGAAACACUAGAACGAACUGUUGAAAAGUUAAUCUUCGAAAAUGAUGAGUAUUUAGAACUCUGCAGGGUGAAUAAAUGUGAAAUUGAGAAACUGAAGCUAGACAUUGAAUUGUCUAAUAUUGCAUUACUGGAAAAAGGUGAAGAACUUGCAACUUUGAAGGAUUUGUUUGAGACACAGAGAAUACCCUCUGAGGAAGAAAUUAACUUGUUGUGUAGCAAGCUCAAAGACUCUCAAGAGGAAGGCAACCAGCUCCAGAUAUCACUCAGUCAAGCCAGAAAAGAACUAGAAGAAAAUGCUAAAAAUCUUGAAAAAGCUCAUGCUGAGCUACUAUGUCUCAAAACAAACACAACACGUUCCACCAAAGAAGAAGAUAGGUUAACACAGCAGGCAAAUGUUCAACGGUUAAAUCAGAAAAGUGUCGAUAUUGGUCAAGGGUUGCCUGAAAUUAGAGCAGAAAAUAUCCAGAGUGGAGAUGAUCAUAAUAAAACUGUGUGUGACGCUUGUUCCAGAAAACAAGUUUUGGUUGAAGAACUUGAAAGCAAAAUUCUGCAGAUUACCAAAGAAAAGGCUAGUUUGAUUGAAAAACAAGACAAGAAAUUUGCUGAAGAAUGUAGUGCCAAGGAUCAGGUCCAAAGAAAGUUGCAGGCAGCAUUAAUAUCGCGUAAAGAUUUACUCAAAGAAAACAAAUCCCUGAAAGAGAAAAUAAAUUCCUUAAAUUUAGAAGUGGAUGAACUUAAACGGUCAGUUGCUGGCAUAUGUGAAAACAAUACCUCUGAAUUCUCUGCACUCUCUCAGAAAUAUCAAGAACUGGUCUCUGAGAAUGAUGGACUUUUAUUGGUCAACGAGAAUCUCUCAGCAGCUUGCGAAAGCCUCAAGUCUACCAUGGAAACUAUUGUCCAGGAGAAAGAAGCCUUUUCAUUCCAACUCAACUCUCUGAAGGAUUCUCAGACCGUCGAGUUGUCCGGAUGGAAGGCGAAGCAUGGAGAAUUAAAUAAAGAAUAUGAAUCUCUUCUACAAGCAUAUGAGAACAUUAGUGAUGAAAUUGGUAAAAUGAGGCAAGUGAUAGAAAUGAUAAAGAAAGAAAAACUCGAAGUUCUUCACAGAUUUCAUUCGGUGCAGGCAGAAAAUCACGAGUUAGAAAAACAAAUUCAUGAGACCAAUGAAGAGACUGACAAUUUAAGAGCAAAACUGAAAGCUAGGGAAACUGAGCUGCAGCAUUUGCAAAUGGAGGUAGAUGGGGAGGUGGAUCUAUUAAGAUCUGGAAUAGAGCAUAAACUGGAAGAACUCUCUCUUCACAAUCAACAGCUAAUGGAGAAAAAUAAAGAACUUCAAGACAACUUUGAAAGUGUAAAAUUGUGUUUAGAAAAUAAAGAAAGAGAAACCCAGAACCUCUUUGUUAAGGAAACCGAACUGGAUAAUUUGCAUAUGGAGCUAGACACGUACAAAGCUGAUAUGGAGAUUAAAAUGUCUGAACUGUUUUCUGAAAAAGACACAUUGAAUAGCAAGAUUUCAGAGUUAAGCAGAGAAAUUCUGGAGAAAGAGCAAAGUUUGGCCAAUAUUUCUAAAGAGAAAUCUGAAUUGCUGGAGAAACUGAGCAAGACAGAAAUCUCCAUGACUGAGGAAAAGAGCAUUCUUCUAAAAUUAGAGAGGGACAUCGAUAGUCUUCAUCUAGAAAAGUUGAACCUCAAUGAAAAAGUAAAAAUCUUGGAAGAUGAUAAGGCCCUUCUGCAAGAAGAGAUUGAAAAUAUCCAGGAACAGUUUGACAAGGUCAAAAACGAGCGGGAAAUUUUGGAGACCGAAUUGCUUAAAUCACGAAAUAAUAACAGUCACUUGUCAGAGAAAUUCAAGUCGCUACAAGCGCAAACAAAUGUUCUCAGUCAACAGGUUGAGUUUCUAAGAGCAGAGAAAAACAACAUAAUGAGAGUUAAAGAAGAACAUCAAUUGCAGCUUCUUAGAGAACUUGAAGAAAGAGUAAAAUUUGCUCAGGAUGACAAUAGGGGGACAAAAAGCAAAUCCAAAGAGUUGCAAGAACUGUUAAGAGAGAAACAACACGAAAUUAAUCAGCUGCAGAAGGACUCUAUAAUUUUUCAAGAACUGAUAUUCGAUCUGGAGGAAUCCUUGAAGGAAUCCAAUAAUUGCCUUGAAGAUCUAAAGAAAGAACUUGCCAAUACAGAGACAAAACUAACCACUGCAAGUAAAGAUGCGCUGUCUUUCAGAGAGGAACUCUCGGUGAAGGAGCAUUUGUUGCAAAGUGCAAUGGAUCAGAUUGAAUCACUUACUGAACAGCUUAGCCGUUUUAGCCCUGCACUUGGAAAGAGUGAAAUGGGUAGAGAAGUGGCUGAAUUAUCUGUUACAGCCAACGGUAAUCAAAGGGAAUCACUUGAUAUGAAAGAAAGAUCUAACCUACAUAGGGAUUUUGGCGAGAAUAGAUUAUCCAUUAAAAACAUUAAUUCAAACGACUUAAAUAAUGUCAGCAAAAGUAAUGGUCUUUUUAAGAAUGUGCUUCAGGAAGGUGGGGUGGUGCUUCAGCAGAACCAGAUGGCCAGUCUGUUAGUUGGGAACGUCGACGAUGUAGAGAAUGAGUUGAAAACAAUCCAGACAAAAUUGAUGCAGAGAGAGGAAGAUAUGGAAAAAGUUAUUUCUGAGCAGGAAAGACUGAAGGCUAGUUUAGAAAAGCAGCUGGCCAUUUCUAGGCACAUGAAAGAGAUUAUAGACAACAAAGAUGCAGAAAUUUCAGUGUUGCUUUCCUCCAAAGACGGUGAACUGUCCAAUUACUUAUCACAAGUACAAAGUCAGCACAGGAAGCAGGUAGAAGAUUACGAGCUACGGCUGAGCUCCUUCCAGAUAGAGAAGGAAAAGGCAAAUAAAGAAUACAAGAUGGUAGAUAGAGAAUUGAAAAGGCUCCAAGGAGAAUAUGAAAAGGCUAUACAGGACAAGACUUUGAUUUCUAAUGAAAUUGAGGCCUUUAGAAAAUCUAUGUCUUCACUUCAAACCGAUCGAGACCUGCUGUGCUCGGAAUUAAAGGAUAUGCAUCAUCACCAUGAGAUUCUACUUAACCAGAAAGAUGGCAUGAUUAUUUCCACAGCUAGCGAAAACAAUUCCCUGAAACAAGAGCUCAGGAUGGCGCUUAAUCAAUUAGAUGACCUUAACGCAGAAAAUGCCAUGUUGGGAGCACAGCUGGUCAGGUACAGGGAGGAUCUGAACCAAGUAUUGUCCAUGAAAGACCAUCAACUAAGAGAAAUAUUGAGACAAAAACUCGACCACAUCAAAAACUUGGAACAAGAAAUCUGCAACCUCCGGAAGCAAAGCAGAGAGAUGCAAAGUAACAAUUCAUUGCUUAAGCAGGCGGCUGACACAUUGGGCGCGGAAAACCAGAAGUUAAAAUCUAAAGUAAGAGAUCAGGAAACACUCAUUGCUGCAAUAAACAAAGAUAAAAUAUUUGUAGAAUCCAAAGAAAACCUCAGCUCUAUUCUGGACGAAGAACAAUCUGGGAACAAUAUUUUACAGCUACAGAACGGAUCCAAUAGUCAGGCUGGGGUAAAGCAAAAUGUAUAUUACAAGGACACUAAUGAAACGAACGCUGGCCAUUCAGAGACAGGAGAAAUGUCUGAUAAAUCUUCUGAGGACAUUUACAAAGAAAACAAAGAACUUAAAUCUCAGAAUGAAUCAUUUGGAAAGGCAAUGGCUGCGCUACAGAAUAACAGAGACUCUUUGAUUGAAGACUUUAAAGUACUGCAGUGGAGAUACGCCGGCGAGCUGAAAGCAGAAAAGAUACGAGGAGAUGACCUUGAAAGACAGCUGGGCGACUUUAAAUCCCAUCUUUACAGUAUACUGAAAAAGAACUCCCUCCUCGACGAGACUCUUCUUGCCAAUGAAAGCAAAGUGACUUGCGACCAGCUGACAGAUGAAAUGGAGUCUGUCUGUAAUAGAGUAGCAAGCAUGGUUUUGGAGGUCAACAGACUUUCCUCUGAGUGUACAAGUUAUACUCAGCAGAUUGAUGCCUUUUCAAAAGCCAUGGCAAGCCUCCAGCACGACAGAGAGAGAUUACUCCAUCAGCUCCAGGUAGGAGCCAUAGUCCGGGAUGUUAAACAAGGUACAGCUUCCACUAAAGUGCCUUCAAAUGUACAGGAGACAGAAUACUUGACUAUGGAUCUGUCCCGUUCCCAAACUGAUACAGUGACACAGGUAACAGACUCUCUCAGCAACUUGACAAGUGAAUUAUCAAAGUCAAGACCAAAGAUGGAAGAGUUGGAGAGAUUACUGCAAGAAGCAAAUAUUUUACAGGAAAAAGCAGAGCGAGAGAUUACUUCCUACCAGUAUGAACUUGCAGAGUUAAGGUCUGAGAAGAAUCUUCUUGCAAAAGAAGCCCAAGUACUACGCCAGCAAUUCACUGUGAGCCUUGCAGACAGAGACCGUCAAAUUGCAGUACUGCGCAAAACCUUAAAUGAAACAUUGCCUUUAGAUAGUUCUCAUGGGGCAAAGCAGAAUUUGGAGAGAAUUACCGUAUUGGGAAGUGCAACUGCAACAGAAAAAGUGAGUACUCUAUCAGAUGAUCAGGGACCACAAAAGAAUGACUAUCAGCAGCACCAGCAAAGUAUACAACAGAAGGAUCGACUCAUACAGGAGUUAAACGCUAAAGCAGUGGAAGCAGUACAGAUGAACGCUGUGCUGUCAGCUCAGCUAAAGACGGUGUCACAAGGUCUGAGAGAUACCCAGAUGAGAUAUAGUGACCUGCAGAACCAGCACUACAAGCUUCAGGGAGACCUUCAGAGUGUGCGGGUUACUAACCAGAAUGACUCGCGAGCAGCGGUUCCCUCCGAUGCCCCCCAGGAGGGAGCAAAUCUUCCUGCGCAAAUUGAUAAUCCCGAACUGGCUGACCUGCAGAGAAGGCUCGCCAACACGGAGCUCCUUUAUGAAUCUACCCAGCGAGAGCUGUCUCACCUGUCUGAGAGAUUAUUGGAGGAGAAGACCCAGAGGGAAGCGGCAGAAGAGGCCUUGACCCUGGCCGAGCAACAGUGCGAAAGGCUAGAUGGGAAGACUUCUUCCAGAGAUUUUGAUUUCUCAAUCCAGAUGGAUUCUGAUGACGAGCGAGAAGCCUUAAUCAUUGAUCCGACUCAGAAUAUAGUGCUACGCAAGAUGAGAGGAGGAGCUGUUUCAUUACGGAGAUGGUUGCGAGGUCGAAGCCUGUACUGUUCGAAGCUGCUGACCUCCCGGUCCAAAUCUCGCACCCUGUUUCUGUGCUAUCUACUCAUUCUGCACGCAUUAGUCCUCAUGUGCCUGACCGGUGUUUUAUAGCAGGGAAAUCCUAUCCCCAGCCUCAACGUUAUGGAUAUUACUAUACCGGAGGUUUCUCUAGCUGCUCACGGGUUACGAUUUGCAAGACUAAUCUUCUACUAACCCUUUAUUUAAGAAAGAAAAAAAAAAAACAUUUAAAAAGUAUUUUUUAUAACCUGCAAAGGAAAAAGCAGAGUGCUGGAUGCAAGAGCAAGAUGAUUGUUGGAAUAUCACUACUGAUUUUUAAAGGUAUACAGGGUUUUGGAGUGCAAGAGCAGGGCAUUGUGGGCAAUAAACUUGCCCGUUCAAUCAGAAUGUUAUUGGAACUCCUCUGCCAUUCGCUAUGAUGCUCCUGUAGACUGGCUAAUGUGUAUAUUUAAAGCCCAUACACUCCUCCUCAGCCUCCGUAUAUAGCUGCUUUCUAUACCUGUCAUUGGGUAUGGCUGUAUAUAUUUCACUACAGUGUGUGAACCUUUAACCCAUAGAGGCCCUUCUGGUCCAUUGUGGGUUAAUAUAGAGAAGGGAUAGGCAACCCCUGGCACUGUGGGUACAACAAACUACACUUCCCAUAAUGCCCAGCUUGCCACCUAAAGGGUGGUAAUUAUAAUGCACAGUAUUUGGGAGUGCUAGGGGUUGCCUAGACCCGAUACAUAAAACUGUUCUGUAUAUCACGGUUGUUCUAUAAUAGAGAAUAUAUUAUAUUUGCUAAAGAGAUUCAGACUGUAUAGAAAUUGCCGCUUUCAGAUGUUUUAUUGAGGACUUAUUACUUGAAUCAGUGUAAAUGAACGUUCUUUUUCUAUCAAAAAGUUAUUUUACCAGUUUAUUUAAUCUCCCUUUAGAGACUCUUCUCAGCUUCUUGGUGUGUGGCAGAGAAACUCAAAAGUGCAAUAAAUUAAUAUAAUAUUGAUUUGUUGGUUUCCCACCUUAAAAUAAAAACUUUAAACAACCUUA
Messenger RNA from Pelobates fuscus (common spadefoot toad), 16089 nucleotides. Its product is annotated as golgin subfamily B member 1-like. The coding region runs from base 142 to 15159 and encodes 5005 amino acids. NCBI's taxonomy places the organism in Eukaryota, Metazoa, Chordata, Amphibia, Anura, Pelobatidae. Gene Ontology annotation, cellular component: Golgi apparatus. The record is from RefSeq and is a predicted model, not a curated record. The transcript is spliced from 29 exons.